Messenger RNA from Phodopus roborovskii (desert hamster), 3059 nucleotides. It is a transcript of the gene Wls, whose product is annotated as Wnt ligand secretion mediator. The record is from RefSeq and is a predicted model, not a curated record. Gene Ontology annotation, biological process: Wnt signaling pathway; Wnt protein secretion; intracellular protein transport. Bases 244 to 1869 code for a protein of 541 amino acids. Lineage: Eukaryota; Metazoa; Chordata; Mammalia; Rodentia; Cricetidae. Gene Ontology annotation, cellular component: organelle membrane; endomembrane system. Gene Ontology annotation, molecular function: Wnt-protein binding. The transcript is spliced from 12 exons.
CCCUGCUCCUUUAAGCGUCCACUGGCUGCCGAGCGGCCGCAGUCUCAGCUCUAGGCAUCUGGGGAGCCCGAGCGGCUUCGCCCAGGGAUCCGCGCGGGCGCCUGCGGUCUGGAUCCCAUCUCCUCUGUGCUAUCGCACCCUUGAAGUUUUGCAGCACCAGGAAAAGAGGACAAGGAAGAAGAGGGGAAGCGAAAGCAAAAUCUAAAACAUUUAUUUAAAGGAGAAAAGAAGCGGGGCGCAGAAAUGGCUGGGGCAAUUAUAGAAAACAUGAGCACCAAGAAGCUCUGCAUUGUUGGAGGGAUUCUGCUGGUUUUUCAGAUCGUUGCCUUUCUAGUGGGAGGCUUGAUCGCUCCAGCACCCACCACAGCAGUGCCCUACCUGUCAAUAAAAUGUGUGGAUGUCCGUAAGAAUCACCAUAAAACAAGAUGGCUGGUGCCUUGGGGACCCAACAAGUGUGAAAAGAUCAGAGACAUUGAAGAAGCAAUUCCAAGGGAAAUUGAAGCCAAUGACAUUGUGUUUUCUGUACACAUUCCCCUCCCUUCUAUGGAGAUGAGCCCAUGGUUCCAGUUUAUGCUGUUUAUCCUGCAGCUAGACAUUGCUUUCAAGCUGAACAACCAAAUCAGAGAAAAUGCAGAAGUUUCCAUGGAUGUUUCCCUGGGUUACCGUGAUGAUAUGUUUUCUGAAUGGACUGAAAUGGCCCAUGAAAGAGUACCACGUAAACUCAAAUGUAUUUUUACAUCUCCCAAGACUCUAGAGCACGAAGGUCGUCAUUAUGAAUGUGAUGUCCUUCCUUUCAUGGAAAUUGGGUCAGUGGCUCAUAAGUAUUAUCUUCUAAAUAUCCGGCUACCAGUGAAUGAGAAGAAGAAAAUCAAUGUUGGGAUUGGGGAGAUAAAGGAUAUUCGAUUGGUGGGAAUCCACCAAAAUGGAGGCUUUACUAAGGUGUGGUUUGCAAUGAAGACCUUCCUCACACCCAGUAUCUUCAUCAUUAUGGUGUGGUAUUGGAGGAGGAUCACCAUGAUGUCCCGACCCCCAGUGCUACUGGAAAAAGUCAUCUUUGCCCUUGGGAUUUCCAUGACCUUUAUCAAUAUCCCUGUGGAAUGGUUUUCCAUUGGGUUUGACUGGACCUGGAUGCUGCUAUUUGGUGACAUCCGGCAGGGCAUUUUCUAUGCAAUGCUUCUUUCUUUCUGGAUCAUCUUCUGUGGCGAGCACAUGAUGGAUCAGCAUGAGCGUAAUCGCAUUGCAGGAUACUGGAAGCAAGUUGGACCAAUUGCUGUUGGCUCUUUCUGCCUCUUCAUAUUUGACAUGUGUGAAAGAGGAGUGCAACUCACAAAUCCUUUCUACAGUAUCUGGACUACAGAUGUUGGAACAGAACUAGCUAUGGCUUUCAUCAUUGUAGCAGGGAUCUGCCUCUGCCUCUAUUUUCUGUUUCUGUGCUUCAUGGUAUUUCAGGUAUUUCGAAACAUCAGUGGGAAGCAAUCUAGUCUCCCAGCCAUGAGCAAAGUCCGGAGGCUGCAUUAUGAGGGUCUGAUUUUCAGGUUCAAGUUCCUGAUGCUUAUCACCUUGGCCUGUGCAGCCAUGACUGUUAUCUUCUUCAUUGUUAGUCAGGUGACAGAAGGCCAUUGGAAAUGGGGUGGUGUCACAGUUCAAGUGAACAGUGCUUUCUUCACUGGCAUCUAUGGAAUGUGGAACCUGUAUGUCUUUGCUUUGAUGUUCUUAUAUGCACCAUCCCAUAAGAACUAUGGGGAAGACCAGUCUAAUGGUGACCUGGGUGUCCACAGUGGGGAAGAACUGCAGCUCACCACCACAAUCACCCAUGUGGACGGACCAACUGAGAUCUACAAGUUGACCCGUAAAGAAGCACAGGAAUAAGAUGCUAUGGCACUGCACUGGGCUGCAAUUCUUUCUCUAUCCAGGCUCUUUCCUAGAGUGCGGAGCCUACUAUACAGAGUUUAGUGAAAAGUGAAUGCCUAGUGUUUCUUAGAUAUGAUUUCUUAGACCAGUGGAUGAACAUUUGUCAGAUAACCUCUGACAGUGGCUUUUGCAAGAUUCUGCCACUAUAUAUCAUGUAUGAUUACAAAAACUGGUAUGACACAUUUUUAAGAUUAUUGUUAGUAACAUAGCAACAUCUGUAGCAGGUGGGUUAGUAACCCUUACGUGGAUGGGUAUACUCUUUGGGAUGGUUUGGGCCAAUGGGGUCUAUAUUGCAUAGAUUAUGACUUGUUUGGUUUUCUUGUUUGUUUGUUUAUUUGUUUGUUUUGUUCCUAUUUUAGAUUCUGGAAUAUGUAUAAACAUUGUUUGCAGCCCACCAUUUGCUUAUGUCAUAGACCUUUCACCCCCUCCAUAGGCACUUUUUUUUCUUAUUUAUAACACCAAGUAGCCAACUGAGUUAUUAUUUAAGUUGUCAGUACAAAUCUGUUCAUUUUUUAGUGGUUUACUACAAAAUAACCAAAUUUCAUGAGAAAUUAUAUCCUGCGAGGGGGAUUUCAGCUUUGAAACCAAAUCUGUGUAUCCGAUACUAAUAUGUCUCUUAGAUGUGGAUUUUGAGAAAUAUUUGCUAAACUUCCCAAGUAGGAUUUCUGCUAUUAAAUGACCUCUGGGUUCUAAAAACUUUUUUUUUUUAUAUGUCUUGCUUAAAAUGUGUUUUCUUUUGAUAAGAUACUUCAAACAACUUCCAAAACUGUAAAUCCAACCAUUUGAAUAAAAUGAAUGUAAAUAUGCACUCCUUGCCACCCCAACCAUGCUCAGGCAUGGCGAUUGAAGUUUGCCUGAAUCAUGAAGUGGCUUGGUGCUGGCAGAAUCAGCCUGACUAUAUCUAUUCCUGGAUGUGAAGCAACACCUUCUGCAGCAGGCAUUAAGUCUUUCUAGGCCAACAAGGAAUAUGUGAGGUAUCUGAUGGUUUAGACAUUCAUGCACACAGAUCUCAUUCCCAUACCCCUUAACUUGUGACAUUGUUUUUGUUUGUACUUUUGUAAUGGUCAAAAAGCUAUAUGGCAUAGCAGAUAGAAUAUUGAAUCCUGAAUUUAGAAGGUAGUUUCCUAUUAAAGGCCUGUCAUGCACUA